Molecule: messenger RNA, 4785 nt
Organism: Harpegnathos saltator (Jerdon's jumping ant)
Lineage: Eukaryota; Metazoa; Arthropoda; Insecta; Hymenoptera; Formicidae
Exons: 4
Coding region: 440-3607 (1055 amino acids)
Biological process (GO): regulation of DNA-templated transcription
Cellular component (GO): nucleus
Molecular function (GO): DNA-binding transcription factor activity, RNA polymerase II-specific; RNA polymerase II cis-regulatory region sequence-specific DNA binding; zinc ion binding
Source: RefSeq, a predicted model, not a curated record
GCUUAUGCACCAAUACGGUGAGAGGACAGAUAUCGCACGCAAUAUUCCAGCGACGAAGUUGCAUUCGUGUAAUUUAUACCACGCCAUAUUUCUGUUCCGCGCGCUUUGCCAUGGAAAAUGUCUGCUGAUUACGAGUGCACUCUCGGUUCGAAUGGAUGUGAAUAACGCGCAAGUGACUCAACAAACUGCCCGAGCACCUAUGUGAAUAUUGGAACGUAUCACAUGUACCGUGCAGUAUUGUAAUCGUACACUAUUGAAAUUAGGUGUGAAGAGAAGCGAUUGGAAAGGUUAUUGCUAGCACAUCGUAAUCGCGAUGUGCACUCGAUACCCACCACAACCCGCUUGCCGUGCAUUUCGAGCUGUCGUAAAGCCGCAUUGCGCGGUCUGAGCGAGAUUCUGGUCACCUUGGCUCUGUCGCGAUUACUUCCUGUUUGACACAAUGUCGACGAAGCAAAACACAACGAACCGGUCGAACAUGACCGAACGGUGUCGGAUUUGUCUGGCGGACAACGGCUGCAUGAUCAGUUUGCGGAACGAGCGGGUGGAGAGCAAGCUCAAGGAUCUCGUCAAGUGCACGUUCGUCGACAUUAAGCAUGAGGAGAAUUUACCUGCUUUCGUAUGUCAUGUAUGCCUGUACAAGCUGAAUAUGUGGAGUGAGUUCAAAGAGCGGUUCAUACAGUCCAACAAGAUUCUUUUGGGACAAUUGCAAGCGUCAGAAGUUUCCGACACCAAUAAUAAGAACUCUAAGAAUAAGAAUGAAAAAAACACAGAUGGGAGCGUAAAGAGAAAACGUUUAAGUGAGAACACUGAGAAUACUGUUUCUGAGCACAAUGACACGAAAAAGACUAAGAUAGAAGCAAGCUCUUCUGAAAUUACAAGUGUUGACAUAAAGGACCAAGGUGCAAUGCAUACAAUAUAUAUAUCAGAUGAUGCUGAAGUAAUUGUACCUAAGAAUCCUGACAAAACAGUCAAUUCUGACGAUAGUAAGUUAAAGGAAAAUGGAGAUGAGCCAGUAGAUAAUAAACCAUCGGCUGGAUUAAAUAAAAGUAGAUUGUUACCUGGCAAACGUGGUAGAGCUAUCGAAAGAAGGAAAGCGUCUACAAAACGCUGGGUAGAGAGGAAAAAGGCACUGCUAGCAGCGACCGGGGAGAAUGUUUCCGAUAGUGAUUCAGUAGCUUCUGACGAUGCACAAAUGUCGCCUGUGCAAAAAGCCCGUGCAAAGACCAACGCAGACAAAGAAACUGAGCGGCAAAAGAGGAUCGCGAAAGUGCUGAAGAACCUGGAAACGAGUUUCACGGAGAAAUACACCGCGAUUCGUGACAUUGAUCACAUCGACACAGAUCCUGAUAUCCGUAAGACACGAAAUAACAAGGAAUUGCACUCAUCUGAUAAACAGGAUAAACAGGACAAGAAUGUCAAGAGAACAAAGUCUGCGUCCCAAGAGCACUCGACGGAGAACACUCCGGUCGUGCUGGUGACAAAAGACGCUGCAGAAGAGCGCGCGCACAAGUCUGAGUCGCAAGCCAAUGAGAAAGCAUUCAUACCGCGCAUGAUAAAGUCCGAGCUGAUGGUUGGCAACGACAGAUACGUCGUAACGUCGACGUUGAUCCGGACGGGAGCGUCACGGCUGAGCAAAGAAGCCUUGAACAAUCUAUCGAAGGAGGGAAAGAGUCCCAACACCGACGACAGCAGCCAAGAGAAGAACACCGACAUCAUCGAGGCAGUGCAGCUGCGCAGAGUCCAUCCAGCGCCAUCUAACUCGAACAGCAAGAAAUAUGAAAGAUGCCUGAACGUCGACGUCGAAACGACGGAACUGGAGUCGCUGAAGCGCGUGCAGGUCGGACUGGCGGACUUUGUUGAGAACGAAAUGAAGCAGAAACUACUCGGCACGAACGACGAUGGCGCGAAAGUCGACCGGACGGAGAACUCUUACGGGAAAGCUUACCGGAAGCUCGAUCAGCAACUAAAAGGUAUAGUAAAGAAGACUAUAAUAAGCAAUGUCGAGACUUCUUUCAUGAGAGACACAAUUGCGCCUAUGAAGCAGCACGAUCAACCGUUCACAGUUUCAUCGGAUUUCAUAGAGAUGGUGAAGAAUUCGUCCCUGUACCAGCCGUUAGUCAUCGUCGAGCGCAUGGACAUUGAGAAGGAGAGUAAGCUUCGCAAAAUUAACAACACCCAUAUGAUGAAGCAAGUCACGCCAAAGAGCAAACUUAUCGGGCCGUUCAGCUCGGUGUCCCGCAAGCGGCAGAGCGUGCCUCCGAAGAGAUACAACGAUUACAAUACGUCAGCCUUGGAAUCCGAUUCCGAUGAAAUAAAUGAGGUGCCCAUUCAGGAGACGCGCAAAACAACGAGUACCCCGAUUGUGAAGACGUACAGCAACGUGGCGGCGAAACAAUCACUGGGAGCGAACAAUCAGAUACCCAUUAUUAAGCGGGUAGACACUUCGGCUGUUAAGAUAGCAGAUAACAACGUCACGGUGUCCGUUUACACGAUUGAGCAACGUCCAAUGGUGAAGCCGAAGGAAGAGAAGCCAGACUAUGAGGAAUCUAUCAAGAUAGAAGGCGCCAUAGCGGAGAACCACAUCUGCGGGGUCUGUGGCUUAUCGUUUAACAGCCGCAAAGACGUCGAGAUGCACGUGCGAAGUCAUAAAGUGACAGUCCCGGAGAACAACGCUGCUACCGUGACGCGAAAGUCGAAGGUGAAACGCUGCAAGAGAUGUCAGACAUUGGUCGACGCGCGCUAUGUGAAGUCACAUGUAUGUAAAACGUCGACGCCGUUGCUGCACAAAUGUUACGUCUGCAAUUCGACGUUCCGAACAGAGAAACUUCUCGUGCGCCACUUGGACAAUCACGACCAGUCGGAAUUCACGAUAGAGAACAUCAAGAAGGUCGACAGCAGCAAGGUGGUCGUACCUGCGAAACCGGGCGAUGGGCAGGAGCCGAAAAUCGAGAUCUUGGCGAAGCCGCAGGGUAUCUUGACGGAGAAGAACAUCGUGCAGACCGACAAGACUACGAACACGGGCACCAAGCUCAUCGACGACACCAUAGAGAAGCCCAAGGAGACGUACACCUGUUUCGUGUGCGACAAGAUCUUCACGGACGAGGAGGUGCUGAAGGAUCACUUGCAGAAGCACUGCGACGAUCUGAGCGAGGACGAGCAGAGCAAUAACAAGGAGCAAUACCAAUGCGCUAUCUGCGGUGACACCAUGGAGUCGGACCAAGCGCUGGAGGAGCAUGUCGGGAAGCAUCUGUUCGACGACGAAGACGACAAUCCCAAUCUGAUCAGAAUCGAAGAGCAGGAGGACGACCAGUCGAAGAUCUAUCAAUGUGGCCAAUGUUCGGAGAUGUUUGACUCGGAGGUCCUGUUGGAGAUACACGUGCAGGCACACGAGGAAGAAGUCGCGAUCGCGGAAUGGGAGAAGAAGGAGACGAACGUUCACCCGUACGAGUGUAUGCUCUGCGGCGAAUGCAUCAACACAGAGAUGGAGCUGGCUGAACACUUGGACGUGAUUCAUAACAUAUGCAAUGCUGAGGCGCAAGUAUGUCAGUUGUGCGAGCAGCCGUUCAACACGCUCGAAGAGCUGCAGGAACACGUGGCGAUUCACUGAUGGUUUAUGAUUGUACUAUAAAUCGUACAUUUCGUGAGGUUAUGGAAGGUAGACCUAUCUUUCUGUUGAGUACACGAUGAUGAGCUACAAACUAAAUUUACGGCUAAAACAUUUGCAAAUUUGUAAUUUAUGACAAAAUCUAGCGGAGAGCAUCAAGUGCGCAAGUUAAAUCCGUCUCCUAUGAAGUCUCUAGGUUGGAAGUGCUUGUACAUGAAACAACGUUAAAAUGACUUACGACAAGUAUAUCAGCGAAUACGUAACAAAUCUAAUUCUAUUCGCUGUUUAAGAUGUUUAUAAAAGUAUAAUAUAACUUAUGAAAUAUGUGAAAAUAUGCACCUUGUUAAUUCUAUUUUCCAAAUCUGAUUUAUGAAGAAUAUAAUGAUUACUUAUACAAGAUAUCUGGGACAUGACGUACCUCCGCUCGCGUGCGGGUAGAGAACUCGUCGAGUUAAACGAAACACGUCUUUGUUAUUUCGUGAGAGAAUCGCGAUGAUUAUUAACAUUAUUUAAAAAAUAUUAGCAAAUGGGUGUGCGGAAAUGGUGGGAAUGAGCUAUAUCGGCAAGUUUUCACUUGAACCAGUUAUCUUCCGUGCAUUCGUUCUUUAAUUAAUAUCUAAGUAAUUAUCGUGUUUGUAUAAUGACAUGCAAUUUUUUGUUCAAUUUAUCCAGUUCCGCCUGCACACAUAAGCGAACGUACGUGUGUUGUGUCCGAUAUUCUGUAUAUGUCAUACUUGAGGUGUGAAAAAUUAUUUUUAUUCAUUUUAUGUUAUUUUAAAUGUUACGCUAAUAAAACUAUUCAUUAAGUAUAUUACAGAAAUUAAAAUCGAUACAAUGAGAAGAACAUAAAUAUUGAGAAGUCCGCAUGAAACAUAAUUUGCAAUAUAUAUAUAUAUAUACAUACAUACAUACAUAUGUUUAUAAAUAUAUGUAGAAAAGGGGAAAAGGAUUGAUAUAUGCAAAAGAUAAUUUUGAUGUAAGAUAGACACUCGUAUUACUCUGCUAAUAUAGUACAGCAUUGUUUUUACAUUCUUACAUUAAAGUUAUUUAUGCAAAUAAUAAAUGUAAAUAUAUAAAAUAUAGAUUGUUUAAGUCCCAUUAAAUGUCACAGUAAGAAUAAUAUUUUCGUGAUAUAUCUAACGAAUUAGAUAUCUGAGCAUUUGAUAACUGACUAGUUAUCU